AGCAAAUUUAGUUCACCAAAUGCAUACACACUCUGUCGAUUCUCUGACCCCAUCACCAAGUCACAUACCUACCACCACCCGUUCAGUGUAUUCGCCCUGGCAGAUUAUGAUCGUGGUAACAACCCUGGAGCCUAUCUCUUUCAUGGCAUCGGCAUUCUUGUGUUGAAACAUGGUGAGAGUGCACACUUACCUUGGAAAAAUAUAGAAAAAUGGGCUUCUCUGAACGACGCAUUGAAUAAGUACCUCAGCAGUCUUGCAGAUCUCCUAAUGCCAUCAAUUGUAGCUGCCAACGAAUCAGUUGCUAUACAAAUUGCCCAAGCGUUUGACUUUAUGGUCCGAGCCUCUUUAAUUUUUUGCGUACGAAUAUUCCCUCACCAUUGA
Messenger RNA from Gilbertella persicaria, 381 nucleotides. RefSeq lists its product as uncharacterized. The record is from RefSeq and is a predicted model, not a curated record. The annotation marks the transcript as partial. The transcript is spliced from 2 exons. Lineage: Eukaryota; Fungi; Mucoromycota; Mucoromycetes; Mucorales; Choanephoraceae.